AUGAAUAAAUUAGAUUAUUUAAUUAUUAAUAUCAAUCAAACCGAUCAAUAUUUAUUACGUAAUUCAUUACAAUUAUAUUAUUAUAAUUAUGCAAUUAAUUAUUUUUUUAAUUUUUUUACAUUACCUAUUAUUAGUUUAUUAUUAUGUUGUAUUAUUAUUGAUUUAUAUCUUCGUCAUAAAUUACAAUUGAAUUUAAAAAUUGAUUUAUUUAAACAAUUAUAUAGUGAUUAUAAUUUAAAUAAUAAUAAUGAUCAAUUAUUAAAACAAAAAAAAUUAAAAUAUAAUUAUAAUCAUCAAUUAAAUAAUGAUAUGAAUCUAUCUACUGUAAGUUAUUCUCAUUUACCAUUACAUAAUUCAUUAUUAUAUAAUGAAAAUAAUACAAUCAAUAUAAGAAAGAAUAGAAAUGAAGGAAUUCAUCAAAGAUAUUCAGAAUUAUGUCCACAAUCGAAUGAAAUGAAAUUUAUAAAAUAUUCACCAUUGAAGAGACUUGAUAAUAUUAUUACUACUAAUACUAUUACUACUACUACUAUUAAUAAUAAUAAUAAUAAUGGUAAUGAUAUGAAUGAAAUUAGAUCUAUUCCUUACUUAACAUCGAAUAUUCAUUCAUCUAAUAGUAUGAAUCCAAUUUAUUUUGAAUUAGAUACCAUUCAAAAUGAAAUGAAAUCAUCGAAUGAAUUAGAUAUCCAUUCAAAUUAUUUAAGUCAAAUUGUUUAUAAAUGUUCAAUGAAUCCAUCACAAUUAAAUGAUCAUAAAUAUAAUGAAGUCAAUCAAUUUAUAUAUCAUUAUCCAAUAGAAUCAUGUGAAUAUAUGAGUUGUGAUUUGACACAACAACCACAGCAACAACAACGAACUGAUAUAACAUUAAUUCAUCCUGAAAUGAAUAAUGGAAUAAAUAAUUUAACAUCUAGUGAAUUAAUAAAAUUAUUUACUGAUACAACAGAGGUAUUCUCACCACCUAAAGAUAGUGAGUAA
Molecule: messenger RNA, 972 nt
Organism: Schistosoma haematobium
Lineage: Eukaryota; Metazoa; Platyhelminthes; Trematoda; Strigeidida; Schistosomatidae
Exons: 2
Coding region: 1-972 (323 amino acids)
Source: RefSeq, a predicted model, not a curated record